AUGAACCGCAUCCGCCAAGAAAUCCCCAGCGGUGCCAAAAUGCAAAACUACUCCGUGGUGAAUUGGUAUGCGUAUUCCGGCGGAUAUCCUUCGUGGGGUUCCGAGAACGGGGUCAGUGUGGACUACUCGACCAUGCCGCCGGUGGGUGCCAUUCAUGACGCUCAUUCCAUGGAUAGUUAUGCCUUUUGCGAGAUGGCCAACGCGAUCCUGAGCCAAACGAAUUCGCAAUUCUUCAACUCUUGUGGGCCGACCGCGGUUUUGGCAGCUCUCACCGCACGCUCGCCGGUGCAGGCCUUCAAAAAGGCGCUGCAGCUUUACUACACGGGUGCCUUGCCUGGUAUGUCAGAAGCGUGCCCUUAUGUCUAUGAGCAGCAGCCAGGUCUCGUGCCUUUCCGUCCGGAUCAGCCGGGUGGAGACAGAUAUCAUGGGAAUCUCUGGUGUCCAGUUGAAGAUGUGCAGUCCAAACAGUUUUUGAUUGAUGGACAAUGCCAGGCAGUGGGCCUCCAACGCAUGUGGGUGACAGCGAUGAUUGGUUCCCUUGAACAUGAAGUUCAGCUGGCAGCCAAUGGAGAUGAUCAAUGUGAGAAGAUCCUUACCAGUGUCUAUCCCGGCGAAGUGAUGACCUUGUUUGACGAUGGCGACCUGAUCUUCAGAUUUGCUGAUCGUCCAAAACACCCUUCAAACUCCAGGACAGCCCCUUGA
Durusdinium trenchii is the source of this 702-nucleotide messenger RNA. Lineage: Eukaryota; Dinophyceae; Suessiales; Symbiodiniaceae. The record is from the annotation of a GenBank genome assembly.